AUGGCACCCCCUCUCCCCCCCAAAAUCAGCACACCGCGCCUGACUCUCCUCCGCCUAACACACACCACGCCGCUCACGCACCCACACGUCCGCCUGUUCCACGAAAACUGGUCUGACCCCACCGCAACCGCAUGGUCACUUCACGGCGCGACCCAUUCUCUCGCCGAAAGCCAAGCGUGGAUGACGGAGCAAUUCACGGGGUCUGAUAAUAUUUUCUAUGCUGUGUUUGCACGGACGGAACAGCAGCAGCAACAGGAGGAGGAGGAGGAGGAUGCGACAGUUGAUGCAAAGACAUAUGAUGCGGAAUUGGGACUGCACAUAGGCAGUGACGGCAAUGAAACCAACCAAGACAUAAAUCUCCGCGUCCUAGGCUACGCCCUGUUCCCCUCAUCAUGGGGAAAAGGCUACGCAACCGAAUCGAAUCGCGCACUGAUAGCUGCAUAUGGUGCUGCUGUUGCUUCUACUUCCACCACCACCACCACCAAGAAAUUCUACAUCGAAGCCGCCGUCGACGACGACAACCCAGGAAGCAUCCACGUGCUGCGUAAACUGGGGUUUCGCAGGAUUGGCUGGAAGGAUGAGGGCGGGGAUAAGGUGUGGUUGAAUGGCGCGUGGAGGGGGCCUGGGUAUUGGGUUUAUGGGUUGUUUGUUUGA
Exserohilum turcica Et28A is the source of this 654-nucleotide messenger RNA. RefSeq lists its product as uncharacterized. The record is from RefSeq and is a predicted model, not a curated record. The transcript has 3 exons. The coding region runs from base 1 to 654 and encodes 217 amino acids. NCBI's taxonomy places the organism in Eukaryota, Fungi, Ascomycota, Dothideomycetes, Pleosporales, Pleosporaceae. Gene Ontology annotation, molecular function: acyltransferase activity, transferring groups other than amino-acyl groups.